CUUGUCAUAAACUUGGACACUCAGAAACCCUCCAGUGUCCUGACUAAUCUUAUACCAGAAUUGCGGCGAUAAAAUAUUUCAUUUCGUGGCAUCUUGUGGCUUGUUUUCCUGUUGUGUAGCUCUUCCUGCAGGCCACUCUAUCUCUCCGUUUUUCAGUAUUUACUGUUCCUGAUGAACAUCUCAGGUGAUCUUUCAUGAACAGAAAAAUGAAAUCAGCAGUGAAACUUGUCAUCAUUUAUUCUCUAUUUCAAGGUGUUUUGUGUAGAGAAUUCUCCAUCAGUCUACCAGAGAGUGUAGAAGCUGUGAGAGGACUCUGUGUUCUCAUACCCUGCAGUUAUGAGAUUGAAGAACAAUAUGAUGGAGACCUCCAGAAAGAUCCUACAGGAAUCUGGUUAAAAGACGGCACAAGUCAUUACUAUAACAAAGUCUUUAACUCUAAAGAAACUGAAGGGAAUCAGAUUGAAGGGAAACUUAUAGGAGACCUCCGCAUGAAGAACUGCACCACCGUCUUCUACAACAUCAGACAGAGUGACCGUGGAGAUUAUUACUUUAGAUUAGAAACUUCAGGAAGCCUGAAAUACAAUUAUCUAUCUUCAUCAGUGUCUGUAAGAGUGGGAGACUCUCCAAUCACACCCUCAAUAACACUGUAUAAGGAGGAUCAGGGGGAGGUGGAGGACCAAAAUGAGGUGGUGGAGGGAACUUCAGUGAGUCUCAUUUGCUCUGCUCCAGCUCCUCCAUGUCUCUUAAAGCCACCCACUUUUACAUGGAACUUCCUGCCUGAGGAGAGAAGACAGCAGCAGAACCACAACACCAGCUUCAGCUCCUCUCAGCUGAACUUCACCGCUACUCACCUUCAUCAUGGACUCACGUUCACCUGCACUGCCACCUACCAGCUCCAGAACGAGAUCACCAAAUCGGCACAGAGCUCUUUUAUACUACAUGUUCUGUAUGGUCCUAGAAACACGUCAGUAUCAGCGUCUCCAUCUGCUUCAGUGCUUUUGGGCAGUUCAGUGUCUCUGAGAUGCAGCAGUGAUGCAAACCCAGCAGUGCUGAACUACACCUGGUACAGAGAGAACGGAGAGCAGAUAGGAACCGGAAACCAUCUCACCAUCAACACCACUGAUUCUACACACAGUGGUCUAUACUACUGUAGAGCUCAAAACCAGCACGGAGAUCACACCUCAUCUGUCCUCCUGGAUGUUCAGUAUGGUCCUAGAAACACGUCAGUAUCAGCGUCUCCAUCUGCUUCAGUGCUUUUGGGCAGUUCAGUGUCUCUGAGAUGCAGCAGUGAUGCAAACCCAGCAGUGCUGAACUACACCUGGUACAGAGAGAACGGAGAGCAGAUAGGAACCGGAAACCAUCUCACCAUCAACACCACUGAUUCUACACACAGUGGUCUAUACUACUGUAGAGCUCAAAACCAGCACGGAGAUCACACCUCAUCUGUCCUCCUGGAUGUUCUGUAUGCUCCUCAGGUCUCUCCGUUCUCCAGCUGUAACAGUGCUCAUGAUUUGAUCAUGUGUUCCUGUGAGGUUCGUGGAAAUCCGUCUCCUAAACUGGCUUGGCAUCUCUCUGGUCAGAUUGUCUCUCCGUCUGAGGCGACAUCUAUCCAAGAGGAGUCUGUGUGUAACAGGGGUUUAAGAAGCGCUAUUACCAUCCGUCAGUCAUUUAUAGACACGCCCACUCUGCAGUGUGUUGGCUCCAACAACCUGGGCAAUGACACACACCUGCUUAAUAUCAUCAUUUCAGAACCCAGACACACCGCAGUACCUUAUCUGGUUCCCUCUCUCUCUGUGGUUCUCCUUCUGUGUGUUGGUGUUAUUGGAUUUCUCAUCUACAAAUCAAAGCAAUUGUCCAGGGAGAUACAGGUUCUACAGAGAGGAGAUACUUAUGUCAGGUUCUUUGCUGUACAGAACUCUGCAUAUGACUCUCUGCAGACUAACAGAGAGAACAACGCCUGAGAAGCUGCCCGUUUUCAUCACUAGAUUUUCAGCCACAUCAGGAAUAAUCACUGUGUGUGUUGCUGUUACAUUGAAAGAAUUAACAGUGGGGUGGUGUGAUGAAGCGAAGUUAUUGUUAUCACUUCGAAGUUGGUUAUUUUCCUAUAACCUAUAUUUUAUUCCUCUUACACCACAGCAAUCUGACUCCAAUUUUUCAUUUAUUAAAUUUUGACAUGUCAUACUUUUAAUCAGUUAUAGUUACAUUUAAUGUUGUGGAUCAUCAGUGAAGCAAAUUAAUUCCUGUUCUCUCUUACAUUAUAGCAGAUAUAAACAGUUAUUCUCUCACCAGCUUCUCUUUUUUCUCUAUUCUGAAGUUAAUAAUACAAAAAAAAAAAUAUGUUACCAAUAUAACACAAAGCAUAAACUCAUCUGUCCUGAAAAUGUUGGGAACUGUAUUUCUGUUGGAAAUCUGUAAGGAGCAUCACUAUUGAAAUUUGGAUUCAUACAUAUACAAAUAUGUGUUACUGAUUCUGUGUUGUUUUAUUUUAAUUGACUGUACACAAUAAAGGGGUUUAAUUUA
Molecule: messenger RNA, 2520 nt
Organism: Ictalurus punctatus (channel catfish)
Lineage: Eukaryota; Metazoa; Chordata; Actinopteri; Siluriformes; Ictaluridae
Product: sialic acid-binding Ig-like lectin 5
Exons: 11
Coding region: 195-1961 (588 amino acids)
Source: RefSeq, a predicted model, not a curated record